Messenger RNA from Scleropages formosus (Asian bonytongue), 2424 nucleotides. It is a transcript of the gene polr3d, whose product is annotated as polymerase (RNA) III (DNA directed) polypeptide D. NCBI's taxonomy places the organism in Eukaryota, Metazoa, Chordata, Actinopteri, Osteoglossiformes, Osteoglossidae. Bases 356 to 1570 code for a protein of 404 amino acids. Gene Ontology annotation, cellular component: RNA polymerase III complex. The transcript is spliced from 8 exons. The record is from RefSeq and is a predicted model, not a curated record. Gene Ontology annotation, molecular function: DNA binding. Gene Ontology annotation, biological process: tRNA transcription by RNA polymerase III.
CGGUUCGGUCUCGGCACGUGGCCAUGACAUGAUGAUGUGACGUGAGUGCUGCUUUUCGCUGAGAAACCAUGUGAAAGAAACGGCGGGGGAACGUGGAGCUGCGGUUCGGCGUGUGUGACUGUGUGUGUGUCGCAAGGAAACGGAUGUUGCGGGCGGCGAACUCCAGACUAAGUGGUAGAAGACGAACAUCGACUCGCGUGGACAGACUCGUCCGUGCGACAGUCAAGGGGUGUGUGUGAGUGUGUGACGAGAAGGAGGAUAGGUCUGAUUUGAUUUGUGUGUGUGUGUGUGUGGAGCGAAGAGGGAGUGUGUGUUCAUCCAGCUCAGCUGUGUUGCCGAGUCGAACGGCUCCAUCAUGGCAGCACCAGGCGGUGGAGAGGCUGGGCGGCCCGGCCGUGUCCCGACCCCAGCAGCAGGCAGUGCCGGUGGCGUGGCCGUGGGCAACCUGGUGGGCCGCAGACUGCCGGCCACACUCUCCCCUGGCCGCCUACCCUCCAUACGAUCGCGGGACCUCACCCUGGGGGGGGUCCGGAAGAAAACCUUCACCCCGAACAUCAUUGGCCGAAAAAUUAAGGAAGAGCAAAAGACAGAGUCGGGUCCGAGGCGGGACAGAAAGGAGACUGAUCGUGGCCGUCAGCGAGAUGGCCGUGGCCGUGGCAGGGGGCGUCCUGAGGUCAUCCAGUCGCACUCCAUUUUUGAACAGGGACCUGCAGAGGCGAUGAUGAAAAAAAGGGGUGGGUGGGAUGGGGAGAGAGAGACCCCCAACACGGGCCCUUCUCCCAUCAUCAACAUUAAGAAGGAGAAGCGGGAGACUGAGGAGGAGACCAAGGAGAUACUUCGCAUGCUAGAGAGGGACAAUUUCCUGGAUGACCCUCACUUGCACAGUGACAUGAGAAGUUGUCCUGUUCAGCUGCCCCUGGCUGUGUCUGGAUGGACCUUCAAGGAGGAGCUGAGCGAGGACACACGGAAGCGGAGCCUUAAACUGGAGGGCAUAAAGAAGGAAGAGGAGGUGGAGGGCAUGGAAGUGGAUGAGGAAGCAACCAGAAUAAAAGACGAGCCGGCCCGUGUGCAGGAAGCGAAGACGGGGGAGCGCGCCUUUAAGCCCCCGCCGCUCCCAGAGCCCCAGUCACUGCCGGAGCUGCUGGAUACCUUCAGCCGAUGCAAAGAGGAGGAACUGCUCUUUGUGCAACUUCCAGAUUCGUUGCCAGGGCAGCCACCCACAAUUGAAAGCAGGCCGGUCAAGACGGAGGUGCAGUCUGCAGAUGGCCAGUCAGUGCUUUUGAAAACUGAAAACAGUCAGGAGGAUCAACAGGAGGACAACAGCUGCUGUCUGAAAGACCUACACGAGGGCCUAGUGGGCCGGCUGCUCGUGCGGAAGUCUGGCCGGGUGCAGCUCAUCCUGGGACAGAUCACUCUGGACCUUGCACUGGGGACGCCUUGCUCUUUUCUGCAGGAGCUGGUGGCUGUGGCGACAGAGGGCAGGAUCGGUGACCUUACUGUUUUGGGCCAUAUCAAACACAAACUGGUCUGUUCGCCAGACUUUCAAGCCCUGCUGGAGAACAGGGUGUGAGAAGAUUUGGAGCACCACUGUGCAUGCUGCUCAGUGGGGGUUGGACAUGAUGACCCAUAGUAACCCCCACUGUAUAAUUCCUACCACAAUUUUUAUGGGUGCUUUGACUUCCUAGAAUUCAAACAAGGGAACGUGAUUUGCUGCUUUACAUUUUUCAUAAGGGGUGAGCAUUCAGACAGCUGAGAUAAUACUGACUGACACAAUAAGUGUCACAUGAACAGUGUCUUUAAUUUCUAUUGUGGUAAAACAUCGCCGUAUUGCUUAGUGGAGCUCUCUCAGCACUCAUCUAAAAAUUAAAUUAGGGCUAACAAUAUUGUGCAAAUGUUUUUUUUAUUGCUUUAUAUGUGCAGGACAUGUUGAUGUCUUGUAUGGUAGGGAGAUGUGCAUUGUGUAACCUUGAUCAGGCUUUUUUCCUUCCUUCCUAGUGGAAAAAAUUAGUUCCUUUUGCCUGUAAGACUACUUGUGGGAAAGAUGAUGUAUACAAAUGAGUGCCUAACAUUGCACAUAGCGUCCUUGAUCUACGUUCUCAAGCUCCUUGCCUCCAUAUACAAUCCCUGUUUGUUGACUUGACGGUGAAAAGGAUGCUGUGGAGGUGGUUCAAAAUGCAAUCUGCACAACGAGCUCUGGUGCAAAUGUAAAUAAGGUAUAAGACACACACUUUGAAUAUAGCUGUAUUGUUAAUGCCAGUGCCAUUCUUUUAAUUUCACUGACCUCAGCCCUGGGCAAGGGCUUCAUCACUAUGGACCCCCAUCUCACUUGUUCUCAUUGGUGCAGGACAGGAACCUUUGAUGGUAUAAUUGAUGCAAAAUUGAAACUGCUGCGUUCAAAUCAAAGAUGUAGCCCUUUUUUUUUUU